This is a messenger RNA of Drosophila persimilis, 2151 nucleotides long. RefSeq lists its product as uncharacterized. The record is from RefSeq and is a predicted model, not a curated record. NCBI's taxonomy places the organism in Eukaryota, Metazoa, Arthropoda, Insecta, Diptera, Drosophilidae. The transcript has 3 exons. The coding region runs from base 1 to 2151 and encodes 716 amino acids.
AUGGACAUGGAAGCCAUAAAAAUGCUGAUGUCGCAAAGCGGAGAUGCGAACAACAAGUCCAAUUGCCAUAUAGCCGCGAUAUUACGAGGCAGCAGCCACAGCAGCGGCAGCAGUGAAAGAAAAAAGAAAGUUAUUGCUGGAGCCGGUUGUGGCAGUGGUUCUACUGGCAACCUGCUGCAGCCAUUCAUUGCUACACUUUGCAUAUUGUUGGUGGAUCGGCAGAGCCUCGCUCCUGCAUCGGCAUCAUCAUUGGCGCCCGCCAAUGAAACCGCCUGGCCACCCAUGUAUCAUUAUGAUAUUUGGAACGACAAUCAAAAUGAAUCGGACACAGAGGAAGAGGGGGAUGAGGUGACUGCCAUUGAAAUCCAGGAACAAGUAGAGGUGGCGCAGCCAGCCAUCCCCGAGCAGAGUCUCAAUCAGAGUCUGGGAGGGAAUAGCAGACAUGGCAAGGUGAUUCAUCUGUUUCCUGUGCCCGUCGAUGGGGAAUGCCUGUCCAACGAUGGUCGUCGCAUGGGCAACUGCCUGAAUGCUUACGAGUGCCGCCAAAAGGGUGGCCAGGCCCAGGGUGAAUGUGCCAUGGGAUUCGGUGUCUGUUGUGUCUUUUUGGCCAGCUGCAAUGUCACCAUAACCAACAACAUCACCUAUAUCGUCUCGCCUAGUUUUCCCAGUUUCAUGCCCACAAAUUUCAGUGGCUGCAGUCUAAAGGUCAAAAUGAUGAGCGAUGAUAUCAGCCAGUUGAGGAUCGACUUUCAUCACUUUACGCUGGGACAACCGAAUCGACGCACGGGCGUCUGUGAGGGCGAUGUAUUCAACAUCAGUGGAGGGCCAGGCGGAUCCAUCUCCCUUUGCGGUCAGAAUAGUGGACAGCAUUUGUACUAUGAUGUUGGAGCUCGUGCCUCGCCACGUCAAUCCCCAUUGUAUGGCAGCCUACGUCCCGUUGAUGCAGUCAAUGUGAGCAGCCCGAGCAAUGCCACUGGUGAUCGCUUCAUUGACAUCAAUCUCAACCUGUCCAAUCGGUUUCUGCCACUCCGCAUUUGGGAGAUGAGCGUGGUGCAGAUACCCUUCAGCCAGCGAGCUCCGGCGGGUUGUCUGCAGUACCACACGGGUAUCGAGGGCGUCAUGCAGACCUUCAACUUUGCCGAGAAUGGAAGGCACCUAGCCAACCAGAACUAUCGCAUUUGUGUGCGCCAGGAGACGGAUAUGUGCUCGAUUAUAUAUCAGCCUUGCGAUGAGCAGUCAUUUCGGAUUGGUGGAGGUGGGAGAAUGGCUUCGGGAACAACAGCUUUCUCGUUGAAUGACGACGGAAUUGGGCCAGCUGCGAAUCCUGAUCCAGCUAUGGCACAGUCCGAUAAUGCAGGUGGAGGAGGACCAGCUGCCCCAGCUAAUGGGGGAACGACUACAUCGGCUCCAACGUCUACAAGCCUGAUGCAGAUGCUGGCUAGCAUGGCCAACUCUACCACCACGACAUUGAUGUCGAUGAUGUCGAGCAAUUCUACUGCAGCGGCGUCAUCGGGGACUAGUUCGACCGCCAGCAGCAGCACAGCAGCCAUGACCACGACGACAACAAGCACCACUCCGGCUCCUCUACGCUCCAGCACAGUGGCCGCCACCGAAGAGAGCACAUCUUCCUCUGAGGCGCCAGCUUCUUCACCGGCCAGCGAUGAUGUGGAAGGUUCAGGUGGGGAGGAUGGUGUCGACGAUGACGGCGACAACGAUGGUGGCUUCCUUUUCUUUAGAAGUCCUCCAACCACAGAAGAGCCCGGUUUUUCACGACGUCCACGGCCGGUGGGCAGCAGGCCUAGUGGAGGAUUCGAUCUUUUCGGCUUCUUACGGAACGCUUUUGAUUUGCAACUGCGACGGCGGCGUCGUCGCGAGGCCCGACAAUUCUUCAGCACCUGCACGGAUCGCAUAACAAUGCCCUGCAUCAUCGAAGACUUCAUUGGUACUGGCCUGGGUCCCCUGCCCGGCUGUGAGCCCGUCCACUGUGGUGCCCAGUUCUGCUCAUCGGGCAUUCGGCCAUGCCGCAUAGAAAGUACCGUCACCCCCUUCUACAUUGGCGUUCAUUUUGGCGAUGGCGUGGGUGUGGGUAAGGCAAAUGCUGAAGACAAUGUUGGAGCCUGUCUGCGCUUCUCCCAGGUGCAGUGCAUGUGA